UAUAUUUGCAACUUGGGGCAGAAGGGUCUUUGAUAUAAAUUGAGAUCUUCACAUGGAUUCUCACGGCGCCAAGAGAUCAGCUGAGCCCAACAUCUACGAGCAGCUGGCCAAGAAGAUUUGGCGUCCCAAUGUCAUGGAUGGCACACAAGGCGCAUCCGUGCGCAUGGAGGAGAUGCCGACACCGCCGCCCCCUCCACCGCCACCCGAGAGACCCACGGACGGUGGCACCGCAAUGCGGCCAACAGCGGCGGCAACAACAAUAUUCUUGACCGAAGUGCUGAGCGCACUUUAUGGCGACACGACGGGGCAUCCGGAGCAUGGCAGCUUCAGUUACCACAAGGCAGCCGAGCACUAUGCACUCUCCGGCGAUGAUUUGCUGUCGUAUCUGAAACCGCCGACCAAGAGUUCAGCUCAGCAAAAGUCACAGCCGCCGCCGGGAUUCGAGCGUGGCGCCAAAGCGUUGUACGAUCGCAAGCAGGCAGCUGCCACAGCACAUGCCACACGUCAUGGCAGUUCCUCAGCUUAUCAUCCCGUCAGUCAGUCACAACAGCAAUGUCCGAGUGCAAGUGGAGUAGAUCCUGGCGUGACAGGACGUGCUGCUGUCUCCAGUGCCGCCUCCAUUAACGAACUGUCGCACAUGUACAUGCAGCUGUUGCACCAUCAACUGCCACAGCAGCAGGCACAGCAGCAACAACAUCUGGUUGCCGGUGGCUCCAACAACAUGUCCAUGCCCAUUUAUGGCAUGGCUAGCGGCAAUGCCAAUGAUAUUAGCCAGGUCUAUGCUCAGCUGCUGGCGGCUAAUCUGCGUCAGAAUGCCACACAGCAUCAUCAGCAUCAGCAGUUGCAACAGCAGCAACAGCAACAGCAGCAACAGCAACAACAGCAACAGCAAUCCACAAAUGCUGCUGCUGCUGCUAUACUCUAUGAAGCGAUGCUGCAACAACGUUUCUUGCAACAAUUGCAGCAGCAACAAGCACAGUUGCAACAACAGCAGCAACAGGCGCAACAACAACAACAGCUGCCUCGCACUCCCCGUGGCAUCUACGGCGGCAAUUAUUGUUCUGGUGCUGCCAACAAGCCUCCAUCGCCAGACAACAAAUAAUGCAACAAUUUCCAUAAUUAUUCGAUAAUUAAUUAUCAAUUAUCAUCAACUGCUUUCGUUUGUCGGCAGUUUUUUGUUAAUUGUUUAUUAAUUGAUCAGUUGUAAUAA
Messenger RNA from Drosophila innubila, 1210 nucleotides. RefSeq names its product mediator of RNA polymerase II transcription subunit 12. The coding region runs from base 53 to 1102 and encodes 349 amino acids. The record is from RefSeq and is a predicted model, not a curated record. The transcript is spliced from 3 exons. NCBI's taxonomy places the organism in Eukaryota, Metazoa, Arthropoda, Insecta, Diptera, Drosophilidae.